CUCUCUGAAGAAAACUUUCUCAACACAACAGCAGAAUCUCUGACAAACACUGACUGUCAACAUGUCUGCUGCCAGCUGUCUGCUGACUGAAGAUCAGUUUCUGUGCUCCAUCUGUCUGGAUGUGUUCACUGAUCCAGUCAGCACACCAUGUGGACACAACUUCUGUAAAACCUGCAUCACUAAACACUGGGAUAAAAAUGUCCUGUGUCAGUGUCCCAACUGUAAUAAGACUUUCAACAUCAGACCUGAACUGCAGGUCAACACGUUCAUCUCUAAGAUGGCUGCUCAGUUCAGACAGUCAGCUCAACAGAAAGCCAGCAGCAGCAGCUCAGAGCAACAAGUUUCCAAACCAGGAGAAGUUCCCUGUGACAUCUGCACUGGAACCAAACUGAAGGCCCUGAAGUCCUGCCUGGUGUGUCUGGCCUCCUACUGUGAGACUCACCUGGAGCCUCAUCUGACAGCUAAACAGCUGAAAAGACAUCAGCUGAUCGACCCUGUGGAGAACCUGGAAGACAGGAUGUGUACGAAGCACGAUAAACUGCUGGAGCUGUUCUGUAAGACCGACCAGAUGUGUGUCUGCAUGCUCUGCACCUAUUCAGACCACCAGGGACAUUCUGUUGUUCCUCUGAAAGAAGAAUGUGAAGGAAAGAAGGCCGAGCUGGGGAAGAGAGACGCUGAAAUUCAGCAGAUGAUCCAGAAGAGACGACUGAAGAUUGAGGAGAUGAAGCGCUCAGUGCAGCUCAGUAAGAAAGAUGCAGACAGAGAGAUAGCAGCUGGUGUUCAGGUCUUCAGAGCUCUGAAGGAGUCUGUUGAGAGAAGCCAGGCCGAGCUCAUGGACACCAUCAAAGAGAAGCAGAGAGAGACAGAGAAACAGGCUGAAGGCUUCAUCAAAGAGCUGGAACAGGAAAUCUCGGAGCUGGAGAAGAGAAGCUCUGAGGUGGAGCAGCUCUCACAGUCUGAAGACCACCUCCACCUCCUCCAAAGCUUCUCAUCACUGAACACUGCUCCACCCACCAAGGACUGGACAGGAGUCAGCAUCCGUCCACCUUCAUAUGAGGAGACUGUGGUGAGAGCUGUGAAUCAGCUGGAGGAGACGCUCAGUAAACAGAUGAAGAAGGUCGAGCUGAAGAGGGUCCAGCAGUAUGCAGUGGAUGUGACACUCGAUCCUGAUACAGCACAUCCUGCUCUCAUCCUGUCUGAUGAUGGAAAACAAGUUAACUGUGGUGAUGUAAGGAAGAAUCUCCCAGACAACCCAGAGAGAUUUGAUUAUUGUACCUGUGUCUUAGCAAAGCAGAGUUUCACUUCAGGAAGAUUUUAUUAUGAGGUUCAAGUUAAAGAGAAGACUGACUGGGAUUUAGGAGUGGCCAGAGAGUCGAUCAACAGGAAGGGACAAAUCAAACUGUCUCCUCAGAAUGGUUACUGGACGAUAUGUUUGUGGAAUAACAAUGAGUACAAAGCUUGUGCUGACCCUUCAGUCCGUCUCUCUCUGAAGCAUCAGCCUGAGAAGGUGGGGGUGUUUGUGGAUUAUGAGGAGGGUCUGGUCUCCUUUUAUGACGUUGAUGCUGCAGCUCUUAUCUACUCCUUUACUGGCUGCUGCUUCACUCAGAAACUCUACCCAUACUUCUGUCCAUGUAACAAUGAUGGUGGUGAAAACUCUGCUCCUCUUAUCAUCUCUCCUGUCAGUCACACUGAGUUUCCUCCUCAGACUGUCAACAUGUCUGCUGCCAGCUCUCUGCUGACUGAAGAUCAGUUUCUGUGCUCCAUCUGUCUGGAUGUGUUCACUGAUCCAGUCAGCACACCAUGUGGACACAACUUCUGUAAAGCCUGCAUCACUAAACACUGGGAUAAAAAUGUCCUGUGUCAGUGUCCCAACUGUAAAAAGAUUUUCAACAUCAGACCUGAACUGCAGGUCAACGCGUUCAUCUCUGAGAUGGCUGCUCAGUUCAGACAGUCAGCUCAACAGAAAGCCAGCAGCAGCAGCUCAGAGCAACAAGUUUCCAAACCAGGAGAAGUUCCCUGUGACGUCUGCACUGGAACCAAACUGAAGGCCCUGAAGUCCUGCCUGGAGUGUCUGGCCUCCUACUGUGAGACUCACCUGGAGCCUCAUCUGACAAUGUCAGGCCUGAAAAGACAUCAGCUGAUCGACCCUGUGGAGAACCUGGAAGACAGGAUGUGUACGAAGCACGAUAAACUGCUGGAGCUGUUCUGUAAGACCGACCAGAUGUGUGUCUGCAUGCUCUGCACCUAUUCAGACCACCAGGGACAUUCUGUUGUUCCUCUGAAAGAAGAAUAUGAAGGAAAGAAGGCCAAGCUGGGGAAGAGAGACGCUGAAAUUCAGCAGAUGAUCCAGAAGAGACGACUGAAGAUUGAGGAGAUGAAGCGCUCAGUGCAGCUCAGUAAGAAAGAUGCAGACAGAGAGAUAGCAGCUGGUGUUCAGGUCUUCAGAGCUCUGAAGGAGUCUGUUGAGAGAAGCCAGGCCGAGCUCAUGGACACCAUCAAAGAGAAGCAGAGAGAGACAGAGAAACAGGCUGAAGGCUUCAUCAAAGAGCUGGAACAGGAAAUCUCUCAGCUGGAGAAGAGAAGCUCUGAGGUGGAGCAGCUCUCACAGUCUGAAGACCACCUCCACCUCCUCCAAAGCUUCCCAUCACUGAACACUGCUCCACCCACCAAGGACUGGACAGGAGUCAGCGUCCGUCCACCUUCAUAUGAGGGGACUGUGGUGAGAGCUGUGAAUCAGCUGGAGGAGACGCUCAGUAAACAGAUGAAGAAGGUCGAGCUGAAGUGGGUCCAGCAGUAUGCAGUGGAUGUGACACUUGAUCCUGAUACAGCACAGCUCUACCUCAUGCUGUCUGAUGAUGGAAAACAAGUUAAACAUGGUGAUGUAAGGAAGAAUCUCCCAGACAACCCAGAGAGAUUUGAUUAUUGUGUUAGUGUCUUAGCAAAGCAGAGUUUCUCUUCAGGAAGAUUUUAUUAUGAGGUUCAAGUUAAAGAGAAGACUAACUGGGAUUUAGGAGUGGCCGAAGAAUUGAUAAACAGGAAGGGAGACAUCACACUGUCUCCUCAGAAUGGUUACUGGACGAUAUGGUUGAGGAAUGAAAAUGAGUACAGAGCUCUUGCUGACGCUUCAGUCCGUCUCUCUCUGAAGCAUCAGCCUGAGAAGGUGGGGGUGUUUGUGGAUUAUGAGGAGGGUCUGGUCUCCUUUUAUGACGUUGAUGCUGCAGCUCUUAUCUACUCCUUUACUGGCUGCUGCUUCACUCAGAAACUCUACCCAUACUUCAGUCCAUUUCUUAAUGGUGGUGGUGAAAACUCUGCUCCUCUGAUCAUCUCUCCUGUCAGUCACACUGAGUAGAACAAACAUUUGAUUUUCUACAGAAAGAUUCACAUCAUUUAAUGUAAUAAAUGUGAAUUCAUUGGUAAUGUUUGAUGUAUAUAUUGUAGAUAAUUCAGAUUUUGAUCGAUGUGUUUUUAACCUUUUUACUAUAAAUGUGUUUCUUUGUGUCACAUUGAUUUUUAGCAUUUAUUCUAAUAACUGCAUUACCUGCUUUCAGGACUG
Molecule: messenger RNA, 3553 nt
Organism: Acanthopagrus latus (yellowfin seabream)
Lineage: Eukaryota; Metazoa; Chordata; Actinopteri; Spariformes; Sparidae
Exons: 3
Coding region: 62-3349 (1095 amino acids)
Molecular function (GO): protein binding; zinc ion binding
Source: RefSeq, a predicted model, not a curated record